AUGCUUAAACUUAACAAUUCCAUUCCAUAUCAAAAUAACACAAAUUACACUAAUGGCUUAAUCAGAGCGAUACUUGAUAGUAGAGUUUCGACUAUAGUCUCGACAAGUAAGGAAAUAACACUACAAAGUUUUUUAAGAACCUUUAUUUUAUCAAUUAUUUUCUUAAUAAUUGAAAUUAUUAUAUUUUUGUUUAUGAGAGUUAUAUACAAGGACAUAUACAGGUCUAAGGCUGUCUUAUAUUCAGGUAAGUACAAUGAACCCUCCUUCUUUAAAUUUUGCUCAAAAAGAUGCUCAGAUUUCGGUGAUAUGGAUGAUCUAGAUGGUUAUUUUUUGCUUAGAUUUCUUAAAUUUUUAUCAUUUUAUUUCUUAACUAUUUCGUUGGUUCAUUUGCCAAUUUUGUUACCACUGCAUUACAACCAUAAUAUUAACAUGCCUGUUUUCUCGCUGGAUAAAUUUAAUAUUUCAAAUAUCCAUGGAAAAAAGAUGACGAUUCACCUUGUUUUAUGUCUUUUAGACAUAAUUUGGUUUCAUAUUUUAAUUUUAAAGGAAUCAAAACUAAUAUUUUCAAUAAAAGAAAAAAGGAUCCUUCAAAGCAAAUAUAGUUCAGUUUUAUUUGUUGAAAAUAUAAAUAAAACUUUUCUAAAAAAUCUUCAAUCGGUAGGAGACGAUUAUGGAGUUAAGGAUAUUUGUGAAAUACACAAAGAUUAUGGUGAAUUUUACAAAAUCUGGAACAGAGUAUAUUGCAUGGAAAAAUAUAUUGAAAAAAUAACGUUGGACAUAAUUACUGAGGUGUACUUCGAACAUAGAUCAAAACAUUUCUGGUUUUGUGAAAAAAGGACAACUACAUUACAAUUCAUAUUUAAGGUCUUAAAAUAUCUUGUUUAUCAAAAAAACUUCCUAUUGUUCAGGCUUAGGACGUCUAAAGCUAGGAUUAAAAGUGCAUUCCAAAACUAUAAUAACAGCAAUAAACUAGGUGAUUCCCUAGGCUGCAAUGCUGAGUCUCCUUCUAAAUUUAUCUCUAGUCAAUACGAGCAAUUGGAAAUAGCACUUAAGAUAUACAACAACACCGUGGUAUUAUUGAAGGAACAAAAUGGAAAGAUAAAACAAGAACUAAAUAAGAAUGACCCUGAAAGUGACCUAACUUCUAAUAACGCAUUCCUGGAAUUUAACUCACCACAAGAAGCCCAUGCAAUAAGUUUAAUUCUUCGUAGAAAUACUGUAACCUUUGUUUCUCAAGUAACAUUAAACCCUAAUCCCUACGAUAUUCAAUGGCUUUCUAUAAUUUAUAGUAACUCCAUUUACAAGGAAAUAAUGCGAGUAAUAACAGUAGUCAUUAGCAUUUCUAUCAUAAUAGGUUGGGUUAUACCAAUCGCAUUUAUUGGAUUCUUUGCGCAUAUACCAUAUAUCACUGUAACAUUUCUCCAGCCUCUAUCAUUUCGAAUUUUUAAGUCGCAAUUCAUCAGGGAUGGCAUUGAAAAUAUUUUACCUUUAGUCACACUAAUAUUUUUGACUGAGUUUGUUCCAUAUAUUUUCAGGUUUUUAAGUAAACUAAAGGGAUGUCGUACUGGUUCGGAAAUCGAAAAAGAUGUACAAGUAUGGUUAUUUGUAUUUUUCUUCGUUCAUUUGUUCGUAGUCGUCACAGCUUCAUCUGGUAUUUCAUUGGUCAUAGACCGUUUAAUAAAUAAUCCAAAUAGUAUUCCAAUAAUACUUGCCCAUGAAUUGCCAAAGAGCUCUUCAUUCUUUUGUUCGUUCAUUAUGCUAAGGGGUAUUGCUUAUUUUGGAGGAAACAUACUUAGAAUAAAAGAUCUCUUACUUCAGAUAACAUAUUAUGGUUUUAUAAAUUAUUCCCCUCAUAUCCGGAUAAACAGGGUUAAGAACUCAUUAUUUUUUAAUUGGGGUUCUAUAUAUCCUUUAUUUUCGGUAUUGGGAUGUAUAGGGAUAGCAUAUGGUAUUAUAAGCCCAAUUAUUUUACCUAUAUCAUGUCUUUCACUCAUUCUCGUGUAUGUUUCUUUCAAAUACCUUUUUGAAUAUCAAUAUACAAAAACCAAUCAUUCUGAUACAUUUGGGGAAUUGUAUCAACGCACCUUACUGCAACUUUACGUUGGUGUUUAUUUCAUGGAAUUCUGUUUGUUAGGUUUAUUUAUCCUGUCAGAUGCAUAUACUUUAGCUUUCUGCACUUUUUCUUUACUUGUUGCCACAUUAAUCUGUAACAUUUAUAUUCGAAAAAGCGUGUUACGUUCUGCUUUGUUUCUGCUGAAUGAUCACGAACAGAACACGUAUAUUCAGAACGAUAGCAACCAAUCUACAUUAGACUCGUAUAGAUCUCCAAUGAAAAGGAAGACCAAAAUGUAUGGUGAAAUAUGGCUUCCUACAUACCCAGCAGAAAAUGUUAUUGAGGAAAUCACUAUGAUGGAGAAAAAGUAUGGUAUAGUGAUCAAUACCAGUAAGUCAUUUUUUGAUGAUCGUGGAAAUUUACGUUUUCGUUAA
This is a messenger RNA of Maudiozyma saulgeensis, 2487 nucleotides long. NCBI's taxonomy places the organism in Eukaryota, Fungi, Ascomycota, Saccharomycetes, Saccharomycetales, Saccharomycetaceae. The record is from the annotation of a GenBank genome assembly.